Haemonchus placei is the source of this 488-nucleotide messenger RNA. Lineage: Eukaryota; Metazoa; Nematoda; Chromadorea; Rhabditida; Trichostrongylidae. The record is from the annotation of a GenBank genome assembly.
AUGAAGAUUUCCUAUGGUCCAAGGUUAUGAGAGACGGCUCGAUGACGGCGGAAGGCCACAAUGUCGACGCGAACCUACUUGGAAUAGGUCGCGAUCAUGGCCAUUACUUCGCCAAGAAAACAUUUGGCAAACCCACAUACUGCCAUCAUUGUUGCGAUAAAAUAUGGGGUAUGCUCACGCAAGGAUACGCAUGUGAAGUGUGUAAUUUUGUGUGCCAUGAGAAAUGUUUGAAAACCGUUGUCUCCUACUGCAGUGGAGUGGCUCUGCAACUGAUCAAGAAUCCGGUUGCUCACACAUGGUCCCAGCCCGGUUUAAUCAAGCGGAAGUUUUGCUGUGUGUGUCGUAAACGAACGGAUGAAGCACUGUCGCUGGAAUGUGAAGUCUGCGAGUACUACGUUCAUGUGGAUUGCUCGGAUUUGGCCGUAUCCGACUGUAAAGAAGCGGCUACUUAUGUGCCGAAUUUGGACCUUGUGAGUUUUGCUGUUUAA